Bemisia tabaci is the source of this 2604-nucleotide messenger RNA. RefSeq names its product tetratricopeptide repeat protein 5. Gene Ontology annotation, molecular function: protein binding. The record is from RefSeq and is a predicted model, not a curated record. Lineage: Eukaryota; Metazoa; Arthropoda; Insecta; Hemiptera; Aleyrodidae.
ACCUAAAAAACUUUUGCAAUCGGUUUGGAAAAUAAUUUUCAGCAGUGUUGUGUUUUUACCACGAAUUCAGGUACCCAUACUCCGAAAGUUUUAGACAGAAACUUUAUAAAUUGAUAGUACAGUUCUGUGUCGACUUCCUAAUGUCAUUUUUUCCAUCUGGAGAGAACAUGUGGACAUCAGAACGAAAAAGACAGUAAGCAGCUGUGGGUGUUAAUGUUCCUAAUUUGCACAUUAUAACUUGUAGGCGUUUCUCAUUUAUUUUAUAUUGAUUUUCGUGUUCCAAAUUUGUCUACAACUCUCAGGAGGCCCUCUGGAAUCUGGCACUAUCGUUCGUAAUUUCUGACGAGCAUUGCAAGUGGAAAUGUUUUUUGAAGAUCUUUAACCGCUGUCAAGGAAUUUAUUCUCAAUGGAGCCGACGAAAGGAAGCCAGAGCUGUGGAACUAUUGAUAAAGAAGCUGCAAACAAACUCAUCGAGGAUUUAAAUAAAGCAGUUACUGAUUUGUAUGAAUUUGAAGAAAAUUAUUUUACUAAUCAUCCAAUAUCUGAUGCACCCAAAAAAACUGACCAUGUCCAAGAAAAACUCAACGAGACUCUCUCAAGGCUGAAAUCAGAGUUUGAUCAAUUGAAAGAUUUUCCAGAGUGUGAAGUGAGAGCUCAGUGUUACUACCUUCUAGGACGAGCACUGAAUAUACAUCCUGCUUUCAAUCCUGAGGCGGAGGAAGCUUUAUCAAAAGCAAUCAAGUUAGAUCCAAGUCUGGUGAAUGCCUGGAAUGAGUUGGGUGAGUGUUUUUGGAAGAAGAAUGACAUGGAAGAGGCAAAAAAUUGUUUUAAUGGAGCUCUUAAACGGAGUCAUAACAAAGUUUCAUUACGUAACUUAUCUAUGAUAUCUCGGCAAGAGGCAGCUAAGUCGACAAAGGAGUGUAAAGAGAAAAUUGAUAUCGGUGUACAAUAUGCUAAGGAUGCCCUCAGCUUAGAUCCAUGCGAUGGAUUAUCUUGGUCUGUUUUGGGCAAUGCACAUUUGUCAGCAUUUUUCAGUAUUCAACAAAACCCUAGAACUUUGAAACAAGCCAUGUCAGCAUAUUACCAAGCUGAAAAGGAUCCUGUGGCCCAGAAUAAAUCAGAUCUACACUAUAACAAAGGAGUUGCUUUAAAGUAUGAAGAGGAAUAUCCUGAAGCCUUAGAAUCAUUUGAACGUGCUAAAAAUCUCGAGCCUUCAUGGGAAUUACCCGGUCUCAAGCAAGAGCAGUUAUUGAAGUACUUAACUAACACUCAAAUCCUAGUCAAUCAGCAUGGCCGGUUGAAAGCCAAGAAGCUUGCAUCAUUGCAAAAUACGCUUGACGAAAAAUCUUUAGGACCCUACGCAGGUGGAAAUUUUACAAGUGCCAGUGGGACAUCAGUAACUCUUACCAGUAUUCCUUUCUCGAAGCUGAAAGAAGGUGUCAACUCAGAGAAAGUCAUUCUUGGAUUUGUUGUUUGCUCAAUUCAUGAUGACGAUUCAGUUCCAUUUUCCUUUUGUUUGACUGAUGAGGAAAAAACCACUAUUGUUGUUACCGUGUACAAUCUAGCUCAAGGAAAGGGUGUCAUUAUCGGAGAUACCGUUGCCAUUCCAGAACCUUUCGUCACUUUCAAUGAUUUCAGUUUCCAAGAUAAGAAAUUUCAAUUCACCAGCGUUCGGAUAGAUAAUCCACUCGUAUUGGUUGUCAAUGGAAAGAAAGUGAAAAAAGACCAACUAGCUAGUACUCAACUAUCUGUGUUCAAAGUGAUUCAGUGACUGAAUACUCAUGUAUUUUUCUCAUAAUUCUGUAUUCAACUCACUCUCUGCCUCAGCGGGUUCAACUCAGCACAUAAUUUUUUUGAGAAGCACAAUACUCAAUUAAAGUUGCAUUGUCAUUGAAACCCAUGGUUCUAAACAAACCUAAUGAAAAGUACUAUCAAGAAAGGUUCUACCUGUUUUUCUUUUCUACUCUUAACUUUGAUCAUCAUCAAACCCCUUUCAGCAACCGUUAUGAAUCUGAUAUUUAUCACUUAAUUUAGUGGAACGUUUACUCUGUAUCAAAUUAUUUUACUUACUUAAAAUAGCCGUUCCAGGUGUAUAACCCAAGUCUCUUUUAGACAUGGUAUGAUUUGGUUAAAAUAUUCUUCUGUCUGUUGAAGGGUGAGGUGUGAAAACAGCCCUCAGUAAUCUGCUUUGUUAAAAAUUUACAAAUGUAUCCCAAGUGCAAGUAAUCUUUUCUAUAAUUCAACAUACAUCUCGUCUUUAACAAAGGCUCUAACCGUAUAUCCAAAGGAAACAUAUUUAUUUUCUUAAGUACCUAACAUGUAAUUCAACAUUUUAUACUUUAAAUGUAUUUGACUCAAAACUGUAAUCCUGCAUGGGCAAUGCAUAGAUAUUAAAAUUCAACUGCCCCCUCAAUUUUACUGUAGGAAAUGUAUGUUUACCCAUUAAACUUUCUUCCUCAAGAAGAAAGCAAAGGGAUACUUUUAGAUAAGUAAAUUUCUUAGCACGUUCAUUCCAUGAAUGAAUGUCCAUUGCUUUUUUGUAGUCAUAGAUAUACUUUUUUUUUAUAAAAUUAACCAAAAUUAAUACAUCAAAUUCUUACUUUU